AUGCCGCCCGCUUCCCGCCCCGCCGCCGCCUCCUCCGCUCCACCCGCGCCGCCCCGCCACCUCCGACGCCGCCUCCCGCUCAAAGCCACACUACCCACCGCCCCCGCUGCCGCCUCAGGCGCCGGCGCUGGCGCUGCCCGCCGCGGCGGUCCCGAGACCCCGCAUCUCCGUUGGGCCGCGCCUAGCGGCCAGGGCAAUGUCGGCGCGGAGAGGCCGCGCGGAGACCCGCUCUCCUCCUCCGUCAGGCGCCUGGCCGCGGCGGUGUGGCGGCUGCGGCCACCCGAGGAGGCACCCGCCGCUGGCCAGCAUGACGCCGCCUCCCGUGUCGGCCUCGAGCAUAUACCGAGACAUCUACAAACUCACCUUCUGAGCAAGAAUCCUCUUAGUUACCACCAUAGUCUGAAAAAAGACAUUUCAAGCCCCAACUCUGUCCUGGGGCCACAUAGUGGAGAGCUCCACAAGGUACACCUUCGUCUUUCCUCUGGUGUGGAGGAUGCAACAAAAUGGGAGCAUAUAAACAUAAAGAGCAUAGAACCAGAUGGUGCCUAUGUGAUUGCUAGCCGACUAAAUCUUGUUGAGGAACAGAAAGGGGGCAGCUAUGUUGCUAGCCUUGAGUUGGAGCUUCAGCAGGCGCAGGAUAGGGUGAGCAAGCUAGAAGCUGAGCGGCUUUCGGCCAAGAAGCAACUUGAUCACUUGUUCAAGAAACUCGCAGAGGAGAAAGCAGCUUGGCGGAACAGAGAGCACAAGAAAGUUCGAGCAAUUCUUGAAGAUAUGAAGGCUGAUCUGGAGCAUGAGAAAAAGAACCGGAGGCAGUUGGAGACUAUUAACUUCAAGCUUGUUGAUGAGUUGAAAGAGGUCAAAAUGGCCGUGAAGCAGCUAUUGCAGGAGUAUGACAGCGAGCAGAAGACACGGGAACUCACGGAGGAGGUGUGCAACAAGCUAGUGAGGGAGAUAGAGGAACACAAGGGUGAGCUGGAUGAGGAUAGGAAAUUGCUACAGAUGGCUGAGGUGUGGCGUGAGGAGCGAGUGCAGAUGAAACUUGUGGAUGCCAAACUCACUCUUGAGGCCAAAUAUGAACAGUUGAGCAAACUGCAGGAGGAUGUGGAGGCUUUCAUUUCAACUUUCAGCUCUUCCAAAGGAGACAGCACAAUUGUUGAGGUGGCACACAACAUUGUACAGGCCAUUGGGUCAGCCAGAGACCAAGAGGUUGAAUUCACAUAUGAGCUACCAAGAGCAUCAGAAGAUAUACUGUCCAUCUUUGAAGAGCUACGCCCAAGCAAAGAGACAGAGAAAAAGGAAACUGAACCAUGCACAAAGAAAGAAAUCCAAGAAGCUAGCCCAACAACUGAUAUAUUUCUGGAAAAUCGAGACAAAUUGUUCCCAGAUGGAAUCCAUUCUGAUGAGAGCGACACGGAAGAUGGAAGCAGCUGGGAGACCAUGAGCCAUGAAGAGAUGCAAGGUUCAAGCCACUCACCAUAUGGAAGCGAACCUUCAGUCAACAAGAUCUUUGACAGAAUUUCAUGGACCAGUGGAAACGAUUCUGAGGGUGAGCAGAUCAACAAACUGUGUGAUGACUUGAGCAAUGUGUACCUGACAGACAUGAAACAGUCCAAGAAGAAAGAGUACGCCAUAUCAAAGCUGUGGAAGUCAUCUCCACUGAAAAACUGUGAACUCCGUACAAAAGAUGUUCCAGAGAUGAUAAAUGGGAGAUUAUCAAGUGCAAGUCUUCCAAAUGGUGUGUACUCUACUGCCAAAGGCUCAAAUCUAGAUAUGGGAGACAGCACCCCUAGCACAGCGCAAUGGAGCUCACCAGACUCGAUGAACAGCCAGCUCAACCGGGGUUUCAGAGGCUGCAUGGAGAUGGUUCAGAGGCAGAGCCUGAAGGCAAAGCUCCUAGAAGCUCGGAUGGAGAGCCAGAAGAUUCAGCUCCGUCAUGUGCUCAACCAGAAAACCUAA
Miscanthus lutarioriparius is the source of this 1956-nucleotide messenger RNA. Lineage: Eukaryota; Viridiplantae; Streptophyta; Magnoliopsida; Poales; Poaceae. The record is from the annotation of a GenBank genome assembly.